AAGAAAGAAAGCACAGAAGGUAAAAGUCAAGUCAUCCGGUAAGUCGUGCGCGAAAAUGUUCGAGGUGUUCGAUAAGCCCUUCGCCGAUCCUGUCCAGCUGCCGCUGGCGGGCAGUAUCCGCACCUCGGUGAUCAUCAUCACGGUGUAUCUACUGUUUGUGCUGAAGCUGGGCAGGAAGCUGAUGGACAAGCAUGAGGCACUCCAGCUGCGAGGUGUGCUCAAGUUCUACAACAUCGGACAAGUCCUGUUCAAUUCGGUGAUUUUUGUGGGGGGCAUCCACCUGUUAUUCGUGCUGAAGCCGUACAACCUGAACUGCAUGCAGGUCCUGCCGCAGGAUCAUGAACUAAAGUCCACGGAAAGGACACUGUCGUACUUGUACCAUCUGAACAAGGUGCUCGACCUGAUGGACACCAUAUUCUUUGUGCUGCGCAAGAAGCAGCGCCAGAUCACGUUCCUCCAUGUGUUCCAUCACGUCUUCAUGGUCUUCACCUCGCACAUGCUGAUCCGGUUCUACGGUUUCGGUGGCCAUGUCUUCCUGAUCUGCAUGUUCAAUGUCCUGGUGCACAUCGUCAUGUACGGCUACUACUACGCCUCAUCGCAGAGCGAGAAUGUGCAGGAGAGCCUCUGGUGGAAGAAGUACCUCACCCUGGGCCAGCUGGUGCAGUUCCUCAUGAUGUUCCUGCACUGCAUGUACACCUACUUCCAGCCCAACUGCUCGGCGUCGCGGGGUGUCAUCUACGUCAUAAGUUCGGCCAGCGCCUUCAUGUUUCUGAUGUUCACCAAGUUCUACAUAAAGACCUACAUUCGACCGAAAGAGGUCAAGUCCAAGGGCAAGGUAAACUGAAUGCAUCUGCUACACUGUGAUCAAAAACUGGUAAUUCGUGUGUGCACAACUAUUGGGGUGCAUAGGAUUGAAGAUUGUCUUUCCAACUUUCAUAAAUAAUUUUUAUAAAAUUCCCAA
Messenger RNA from Drosophila sechellia, 961 nucleotides. RefSeq names its product elongation of very long chain fatty acids protein F. The record is from RefSeq and is a predicted model, not a curated record. Gene Ontology annotation, molecular function: fatty acid elongase activity. The transcript is spliced from 2 exons. Lineage: Eukaryota; Metazoa; Arthropoda; Insecta; Diptera; Drosophilidae. Gene Ontology annotation, biological process: very long-chain fatty acid biosynthetic process; fatty acid elongation, saturated fatty acid; fatty acid elongation, monounsaturated fatty acid. The coding region runs from base 56 to 844 and encodes 262 amino acids. Gene Ontology annotation, cellular component: endoplasmic reticulum membrane.